AUGCCUUCAUCCUACACAGUUCCCCUUUGGAUCAAUGGUUCUCCCUUCCCCACACACACCACCUCUUCGUUCCCCGUCAUAAAAUCCGUCACCGACGAAACCGUGCAUUAUGCGACCUCAGCAUCACCCACCCAAGCCCUCCUCGCUGUCUCCUCCGCAAAAACUGCUUUCAAACCCUGGAAACACACAGCCCACACCAUCCGUCGCGACCUCAUCCUCCGCGUCGCCGCCCACUACGAAGCUCACACCCCCUCUUUCAUCCAACACCAAAUCUCUGAAACAUCCUGCGACGAAGCCUGGGCGCGUCUAAACGUUGACCUCUCUAUCCGGUACCUAAAAGAAAUCGCGUCCUGCAUCUCUAGCAUCACAGGCGUGAUCCCCCAAAUUGAGAAACCGCACACCAUGGGUUUUGUAUUCAGAGAGCCAAUUGGACCAGUCUUAUGUAUCGCGCCUUGGAACGCUGCGCUGAUUUUAGCAACGCGGGGAGUUGCGAGUGCAAUCGCGGCGGGCUGUACGGUGGUUUUUAAAGCGAGUGAACUGUCUCCCCGCACGCAUUUUGCGAUUACAGAGGCAUUUACGGAAGCCGGCGUUCCCCCUGGUGUGCUGAAUCAGAUUCAGGUAAGACGGGAAGAUGCUGCGGAAGUUACGGAGACGUUGAUUGCUAAUGAAGCAAUUCGGAAAGUCGAAUUCAUUGGGUCUGCGGCUGUAGGGAGGGUUAUUGGACAGCUGUGUGCGAAGUAUCUGAAGCCUGUGUUGAUGGAGUUAGGGGGGAAGUGUCCUGCUAUUGUCCUCGAUGAUGCAGAGCUUGAGGAAGCGGCAAAGUUGUGUGCAUUAGGUGCGGUUUUGCAUCAUGGCCAGAUUUGCUUUUCUACGGAGCGAAUUAUCGUUCAUCGGGCUGUGGCGGAGCAGUUUCAAGAACUGUUGAUCAAGGCUAUGCAGGGCAUUAGCGGCCAGGCUGGAGCGGCAGUUACGGAGGGAAUAGCAAGGCAUGCUGAAGAUGUGCUCAAAGACUCUCAAGCAAAGGGAGAUAAAUUCCUCGUCGGUGGUGUAGAACACAACGGACCACUUUCCCUCAAACCGACUAUUGUUCUGGAACCCAAGGACUCUCGAAUCGUAGACGAAGAGACAUUCGGCCCGUCCGCUUCCUUGUACGUGGUCCAAAAUGACGAAGCAGCCAUCGAGCUCGCCAAUCGCUCGGCAUAUGGUCUCAAUGCGACGAUCUGGAGUACUAACAUGGAGCGAGCGUUAAGGAUGGCACGGGAGCUGGAGUACGGACAAGUACAUAUAAACAGCAUAAGUGUUUACACCUCCCCGACUGCUUCGCAAGGCGGGGUGAAGGGCAGUGGCUUUGGGAGACAGAAUGCGAAAUGGGGGUUGGAAGAGUUCGUGGGUAAAGAACGACAUCAUACCACCAAAUGUGGAACAUGA
Molecule: messenger RNA, 1428 nt
Organism: Lindgomyces ingoldianus
Lineage: Eukaryota; Fungi; Ascomycota; Dothideomycetes; Pleosporales; Lindgomycetaceae
Product: ALDH-like protein
Exons: 2
Coding region: 1-1428 (475 amino acids)
Molecular function (GO): succinate-semialdehyde dehydrogenase (NAD+) activity
Source: RefSeq, a predicted model, not a curated record